AUGGGUGUUUGGACCACUUUCGAGUGGUUGAGUGGUAAAUAUUUUCUUACCGAAAUUUUCCAAAACACCCGUUUGCAUGAGAUAAAAUCGAAAAAUAUUAAUAUAAAGACCGUAAAUAUGAGUUUAUCAGUUGCGUAUUAUGCUACAUUACCGUGGGGUUUGAACACGUUCUAUGUAGGGAAUUUUCAUAAUGUGUUUGUAAACCAUUUAGGCAGAACAAUGAAUACUUACGUUUACAUUUACGCGCAAAUUAUAGAUUUGUACUUAGAACGCACAGGUAUAACCGUCGAAUCUCAUGUUUUACAAAGCAUACGAGAUAGUAUCCGGUAGCAUAACGACGGGACAAAAUUAUUUUACAAAUAUCUUUAUUUACUUUCAAACACCGAUAAAGACUCACAAAAUGAACCACAACCAACUAAUGACAUAAAAACUAUCCUUUUUAGAACACAAAAUAUUGACGACAGCGGUAAUAUAACUCUCAAUGACAUCAUCCCAGAGCACGAAAAAGAUAAUUUUUUGGAAUGGUCCGAGACAAAACUUCCCAACAACGAUGAAGGAUACAAACAAUUUAACACGUUUAUAAACGGGAAUUGCAUGGAUGCUAUGAACUAUAUGAGUACAUUUUUUUCCAUCGUAGAGAAAUCUAUGGACAUCAAUUUUGAAUUCCAUUCUGCUACUACUAUGUACUCACAGUACUGUCCGGAAAAUAUAUUUGAUAUUAAAUCCGCAGUCAAGCUUAUGAGCGUAGUUAGAGACAAACAAAAAAAAAGAGAGCCCGGUUCUAAAAACGUAGUCAUUGGUUCGAGUUCAUCUGGAAAUAAAUGA
Molecule: messenger RNA, 825 nt
Organism: Cinara cedri
Lineage: Eukaryota; Metazoa; Arthropoda; Insecta; Hemiptera; Aphididae
Source: the annotation of a GenBank genome assembly